GGGGAGACAAAUUGUUUCUUCCCUCUCAGAGUCCACUCUUUUCUUUCUUCUUCGUUCGGGGUCGGCAAACAAAACCUGUAAAACCCCCCAAAAACAUGAGUCUCAGAGUGAGACACUCGAAACCCUAGAAUUCAAAUCCAACGCUUGCUUGCUCGGAGAACCCGAUUCCAAGACACGCAAAAGCACCAAAUGGGUCGACCCGAACCCUACGUCUUGUUCUCCCAGACCUUCAACCACCCCCAUCUCGACGAGUACGUCGACGAGGUAUUGUUUUCUGAACCCAUUGUAAUAACUGCGUGCGAGUUCCUUGAACAAAAUGCUUCCUCGGCUGCUCAAGCCGUAACGCUUCUUGGGGCUACUUCGCCUCCUUCAUUUGCUUUGGAAGUAUUUGUUAAAUGUGAGGGGGAGACAAGGUUUAGGCGUCUCUGCCAGCCUUUUCUUUAUUCUCAUUCUUCAUCAAAUGUUCUAGAAGUUGAGGCUGUUGUAACUAAUCAUCUGGUUGUAAGGGGCAGCUACCGCAGUCUAAGUUUGGUCAUUUAUGGAAACACGGCAGAGGAUUUGGGGCAGUUCAAUAUCGAAUUUGAUGAUAACUCGCUGAGAAAUUUAGUUGGUUCUGCUGAGGGGAAGCUUGAAGACCUCCCACUGGCUUUGCACUCAACUAACCUUACAAUUGAGGAAUCUAUAUCCUCUUUGAAUGCGUUGUCCAUUCCAGUUGCUCCAUUGGAUAUAGCUAUUGAGGUGAAGAGGUUUUUACAGCUAUUGUUCAAGAUUUUGGAGUUGUCGAAUCUUGGGGAUGCAGUACAUGAAGUUGUAAGUACUGUGGUUUCAGCAAGCUCUUCAUUUGUUACCAGUGAGUUACAUUAUGCUGCAGACAGUGAGAAUAAUCUUACAUGGGGCAAGUCAAAAAGUGGUGAGGAGUUGCAUGGUGUUAUUGGUGAGGCCAGAGAAGAGCUUCUUCAGUUGUAUAAAGUGUUUCAACAUGAAUUAGGGAAUGGAUUUGCUGACUUGUCGGCAGAAUGCACUUUUCUUGAUUUUGAGGGCUGAUUUGGUUAAUUCCAAAGAGUUGGUGGAUAUGUUUAGCCAGUACUUCAAUUUUCGUGGCGACUCCUCAAAUCUUGGACAUCACCAGCUUUCACAGAAAGAAAAUGUUGUUCUGGGGUUGAGUGUGGCUCUCUUCUUGUGCUCUGGUAGAGAGAGCUGCUUUCACUUUGUCAAUAGUGGAGGAAUGGAGCAGCUUGCACACAUUUUUUGUCAUGACAAGCCAAAUUCCACUUCUACCACAUUACUGCUACUUGGAGUUCUUGAGCAGGCUACUCGGUAUUCAAUUGGGUGUGAGGGAUUUUUUGGUUGGUGGCCUCGUGAAGAUGAAAAUGUCCCUAAUGGUACUAGUGAAGGUUACAGUCAAUUGUUGAAGUUGUUAUUGCAAAAACCGCGCCAUGAUGUUGCCUCUCUCGCAACUUAUGUCCUCCACCGUCUACGAUUUUAUGAAUUUGCUUCAAGAUAUGAGUGUGCAGUUCUGUCUGUUUUGGGAGGUCUCUCUGCUGUUGGUAGGGUUGCAGGUGUUACCUUGAACAUGCUUAUCAAUGCUAAAUCUCAACUCAAGAGGCUCCUGAAGUUGAUAAAUUCACAUGGUCCAAUUGAAGAUCCUUCUCCAGUGGCUCGCGCAAGCAGAUCAUUGAUUCUUGGUCAAACAGAAGGAUUAUUGUCAUAUAAAGCAACCAGUACCUUGAUUGCUUCAUCAAAUUGUUGCUUUUCAAACUUCGAUAUUGACUUGCAUUUGCUGGAACUUC
Molecule: messenger RNA, 1790 nt
Organism: Corylus avellana
Lineage: Eukaryota; Viridiplantae; Streptophyta; Magnoliopsida; Fagales; Betulaceae
Source: RefSeq, a predicted model, not a curated record